Messenger RNA from Phialemonium atrogriseum, 2674 nucleotides. RefSeq lists its product as uncharacterized. The record is from RefSeq and is a predicted model, not a curated record. Lineage: Eukaryota; Fungi; Ascomycota; Sordariomycetes; Cephalothecales; Cephalothecaceae. Gene Ontology annotation, biological process: ubiquitin-dependent endocytosis. Gene Ontology annotation, cellular component: cytoplasm; cytosol. Bases 491 to 2230 code for a protein of 579 amino acids. The transcript has a single exon. Gene Ontology annotation, molecular function: protein-macromolecule adaptor activity; ubiquitin protein ligase binding.
GGGGCUGGGAAAAAGUGGCUUUGAGUCGCAAUGCCGGUGACGUCGUCAGCCUUGAAGAUGGAACCGAGAAACCGAGGCCGUUGGAACGCCUCCGUAGCGAUUCCAGUUGCAUUGACUGCGGCCCGGCGAGACCACGAACCUCGUUUAAAUGCAGGAGGGAAGAGGCCACGACUACAACUCACGCGGAACCCGUUCGAUUUAGUCCAGCAAGGCUGUUUCCCCCUGAAGCUUUGUGGAUCUCGGUUUCGUUGGUCUAAGCUAGGGAGGCUGAGCCGAUCAGUCCACGUCGCCCUCGUCGAAAGCUCGAACAGUCGAAAUCGAAACGCCCAUUUAGGGGCCAUUUUGUUCCAGACGUCCCUCCAUGAGCCAGACAGUCGUCCUUAACUCUCGUCGUUCCCUCCUCAGCGAUGCACGGUAGUCUACAUUGCCCCGCGUCAAGAACGAAUUACCACCAUAUUCCAAGGCGCAAUCGAAUUCAGACGGCGACAACAUGUCAAUACGGAUAGCCCUGGACAACGCUCCCGAGUUUUACACCAAUCUGGAUGUCAUCCGGGGCCGCGUAAUCCUCGGAGUCAGCCGCCAUGAGAAUGUUGGCGCCAUCAUUGUGAAGCUCGAGGGCGAGUCCAAGACGGCCCUCGCUGUGCCGGCUGAAGGUGGGCAAGGUAACCGUGGCCCCAGCAGCGGUGAAAUCGUCCACGAGAACCACAAGAUUCUCUACAAGGUCGCCCAGGUCUUCCCUGAUGAGAACACCCCAGCCAUCCCCCCUUUCAUCCUUGCGCCGGGCCAGCACGAGUAUUCGUUCCGGUUCAAAAUCCCCUUCAACAAUGCCUGCGGCGACCCCUCCGCAAUGGCCAGCCUAGGCGGCCUCACAGGAGCAGGGGGCUUUGGUUCUGGACCGAGCAUCUUCGGUCUUGGUGGUAUCAGGGUCAUGGAUGGGAGCAAGCAACUGCUGUAUUCGCACGUCACCAAGACGCUGCCCCCGAGCUUUACCGGCUUCCCCAGGCAAGCCGAGAUCCGGUACUACAUCAAGGUCACGGUGCAACGGCCCGGCUUAUUCAAGGAGAACUGGAGAUACCAUGUUGGCUUCAAGUUCCUGCCCAUAGAACCGCCCAGGCCUGCAGCGACGAGCCAAGAAGCAUACGCACGCCGGCCAUUCACUUUCCGCCCCCGGAGUCCCGGACUUCAAUCCCCAGGGAAAGGGUCGUUUCUCGGCAACCGACGGCAAAGCAACCAAGGAAGCCCGGUUCCUUCUCCUUCCCCGGUCCCUGUUACCGGCGAGGACGGCAAAAUGCAGCCACCCUCAGGUCCUGUCGCGCCAUCGGUCGAGAUGUCGGCGCGCCUGCCACACCCCCCAAUCCUUACGUGCAACAAGCCCGUACCGCUCCGCCUGGUCGCCAAGAAGCUCGCCCCGGGCACCGCGGAUAUCUUCCUCGUCAGCCUGCAGAUCGACCUGAUCGGCACGACGGUGAUCCGGUGCGAGGACCUCGUCAACACCGAGACCUCCCGCUGGGUGAUCAUGUCGCGGCACGGGCUCUCCAUCCCCGUUUCCCACGCCGCCGACGGCGUCGGCGCCGAGGCCGUCGUCCCCGAAGCCCUCUGGCGCGACAGCCCCCUGCCCAACACCGUCAUGCCCAGCUUCCUCGCCUGCAACCUCAGGCGCUCCUACCAGCUCGAGAUCAAGAUCGGCCUGAGCUGCGGGAAACCCUCUUCGUCGUCGUCCUCCUCCUCCACUUCCUUCUUCAAGGCCAAGUCCCGCUCCCAGCUGGAUGCCGACGUCCCACAGGCCAUCCACCUGCCCCUGCACUUCAGCGCGGUGGAUGUGUACUCCGGCCUCGCGCCGCCGGCACCGCUCCUCGAGGCGAUGCGCCGCCAACAACAACAACAGCAGGCAGGCAGGCGGAGACCAUCAGCGACCAUUACCACCAGCGCCACCCGGCCGCAAGCCCAGCGACCCCCGCAGCAGCGACCGCCGAUCCCUCCUCCGCGACCGGCGGCACAAGCUCAACAGCAGCAGCAGCAGCAGCAACAACCGCCGCCCCACGACCCGCUAUACCCGCCGCAGCUGGCUCCCGGGCAGGACUCGCCGCCGUACGACGACGCGCCGCCCAGCUACGACGAGGCCGUGGCCGAGUCCGUGUCCGGGCCGGUGGUGCCCGACGGGACGGCGAGGCCGGCGUACAGCGGGGUCACCAAUGAGAACGGGCCGAGCACGAUACCGGAGAAGGGGUGAGUGAUUUGGAAAAAAGGGGGGGCAAGAGGCGGGGUUAGAUCCUCUGGUCUGGGGGGAGUUGGGCUGUGUUUAUGGUGUCAUUUGCAGGAGAGAGACGUCUCACUUAUCGAUCGGUUAGUGGGUCCUGGAGAGGCAAUGGCGUACUGAGCGUAUAGAAUCAUUCAUGACACGGGGAAUAUGUGAAUAUUUGAAGGUUUCAGUGUAUCUUUUCAUCGAUCAAAUGCUUAGGCGCAGGGGUGGUAUAGGAGAAAGACAGGCCCCAGGAAGACGUAGUCAUGGUUUAUAGAAAUAGACCUCUCCCUUUCUUGACACGCUCACACACACCACAAGCAGCAACGAUAGAUUGCGCAAGCAUUUAUUCAUUUACAUUUACAUCAAUUGACCCUGAAUUAGCGCGACAGACUCGAUAUUGAACCCGCGAGUCUUGUCCCGCCAGAAAGCAAC